AAACAAGAUACAUCUAUACAAAAAACAACAUUUAUUAAAAAGUAAUCUUGCAUUUCGUUGACAACUAUUAACGUCAUUGUUAUUACGGAGCUGAGUAUUGGCAGUAAGAGUUUUUAUUUUGCAAUCAGUCUAGUUACAGAAACUACAAGUAUUUUGUAAAUUUCCGAUUUCAUUUCUGUCUCCUAAAAGUCAUGAACAUUUAAUGUUCAGUAAAGCAAUUUUGCAUUUGAAACGUUUGUUGCAGACGGUCUUGAACACAACUUAGCUCACCAAACUCGCCUUCUUUCAUAUGAUGGAUCCCAAAUCAAAUCCGUUAAAAGUUUUAGACAGCCUUGCUGCAUUUUGGAAUGCAAAGGAUAAAAAAGAGACGCCAUUUGACCGAAUAUCUCAGUUUUGUAACUCGGACAUACUUUCCUUCUUGCUACAACUGUUAGAGGAUUUGGCAAGUGUUGAUGUUACAACCCCUAUUAGCGUCAACUCCCUUAAAUUGCUUCAGUUUAUUGUUCACCUUACUGUGAUUACUGGAGUGUAUACGCAAUUACCCAGCGAAGUGCUAUCUGAUAGAAAACGUGCUUCCAUCCCUCCUCAGUAUUUACCUUCUAUUCCUCUUGCUGAGGUGUAUCAACGUCUUCUGAAACUUGUUCUAUUUGACAGUCUCGUCCAAAAACCACUAUCUCUUCAUUUACCAGAACUCCUAGCUACUAGCAUCGUUUUACACCUUGAACGAAUUCAUAAGGUAGAAGGUUCUCAAAAUAGUCUCGAUAUAAAGCCCUCAACUACUGAACAAAGUCAUGCUACCGGCCAUAAACUAAACAAUGCUGACUUAACCGGGUUCCCAGAAGAAGGCUUCCCACUCUCAGAUAAUCCGGCCAUGAAUAUUUCUAUGUGUCUACAGAUCUUGCUGCCGAAAGCACCUCAAGACUUUAAGGAUAUCGUAACAAGAAUACUUACGAAGUCAAUCUGUGCGCCGGAAGGAGUGAAAGCGUUUCUUGCUGUGUUUAUGCAGCCCGAUCCUAAUUCGGUUGACAGGGCUAAGAAGGCUGCUUCCUUAAUUACUUCAGUGCCCAGUUUUUUAUCUACAGAGGCAUAUUUUGACAUAAUAUUCCCCCAACUUUGGACCUUAAUGAAGUCACAUUCUCGUCUAGCUUCGUACGCUAUUCUGUCGCUUUUACAUAAUCAUGCGGAGUUGUGCGAGACAUACUUUCAGCCGUAUUUUGAGAUCCUAAAGACAAAGUCCGUUGUUGAUAUCUCUCCCGUUGAAGAAGUAUUAUCACGCUUAGACGCACUUCUUCGUACUAAUGAUCCUUCCGUUGGUAAUUUAUGUGUUCCUAUUACGUCCUCUUUGUUUCAUCUGUUUCAGUUUGCGUCUGUAAAGCAGCUUGUUCUAGAAAUCCUCACUUCACUAUUUCAUAUUAAUGGGGUCAAGAGUUUCCUUAACCAAGAAACCGAUUACGACUCUUUGCUGGAAUUUCUGAACACAUUAUCACAGAACGAAAUAACAAAAUGCUUUCCGGCUGUACUGGAAGAAUGGGUGGAAAGCGACCCACAGGAGCGUAUUAAACUUUACGAUGUGUUAUUCUUCAUGCUCUCUAAAGUUGAUACAGAUUUAUUAUCUCCCAAAAGCGUUGCCGCCCUUGUUUUCAGACUUAGUGAAAAGCUUAAUGAUGCUGAAUUCGCUAAAAAUUCUCUUUUUGUAGUUCCUUCUGAAGAACGUGCGGUACAAAUCAAAGAGAAGGAAGAUAUUGUAACCGUUUUGUUACAGUUGCUAUCGACUAUGGCUUCUAAACGUACCUCAAACGUGUUUGAGGAAGAAACUCCCAGGGUUAAAACAAUGUUAAGACAGUACCUGGGUUCAGGUCAGCCUGUUAUUUGUGAAUUAGCUCGAGAUAUUCUCCAGCACCUCGGUGAUUCUCAAGAUGACUAUAGAACUGCGCUAUCUUAUCUUCACAGUGAAGACGUACCUACUCGUGGUGAGGGUGUUUACAUUUUGCGAAAGUUAGUUGAAAAUGACUCUCCCAAAAUUUCACCAAUCCAAAUACUUCAAACAUUUAUCAAUCUUCUAAGAGAUGAAGAUAGCUACGUUCAUUUGAACGUAAUAUCCGGCCUUGUCUCACUUUCUGAGAAAUAUGACAAUAUUGUACCAAUACUUCUACAAGAAUAUGCAAACUCUCACAAACAUGAUACUACAGAACGCUUAUUGCUGGGACAAGCGAUUUACCAAACAAUGGAGCGACUAGGUGAACUGGUGCCAAAAUUCUACUCAAAUAUUGAAAAUGCUUGCGUGAGUGUUAUUGACUCUGAGGAAACUGAACUUCAAGUUUCCGCGCUUAACAUUGCCAGUCUUUUGCUAAGAACACGAGACAGUGACUUAUUGAUAGCUAAAGCUGUCGAUAUAUUGAACCUGAAAGCCGAGGACUCAAAUAAGUUUCAACGAAGAGCUGCUAUCCAAGUCAUCAGCGAGUCAAAACACCUUAAUUCAACGGCAAUCACUGCCUUGAAGUAUAUAAGCCAAUUUGACGGUGAUGAUUUUGUUCGGAAUCAAGCUGCAGUGGCUUUGCAAAACGGUAUUGAGCGGAAUGUGAUGUAUUUAGAAUAAUGACUUAAACUUGUCAAUUAUAAAAAUGAUUGUGUAAAAAUAUUAUUUCGUUUCCUUAGUAAAUCAUGAGAACCGU
This is a messenger RNA of Schizosaccharomyces japonicus yFS275, 2672 nucleotides long. Its product is annotated as eukaryotic protein. The record is from RefSeq and is a predicted model, not a curated record. NCBI's taxonomy places the organism in Eukaryota, Fungi, Ascomycota, Schizosaccharomycetes, Schizosaccharomycetales, Schizosaccharomycetaceae. The coding region runs from base 290 to 2596 and encodes 768 amino acids. The transcript has 2 exons.